CUCGCCGCAUGCACAUGCCCGCGUCACAUCGCGGACCACGACCUCCAUUGCCUUUUGAUUUUUGCUCCCUUCGUCAUGUCCUUGACUAACGCAAACCCACUCGAGGCUGCUCGUGCGGCUCGGCUGUCGUCGCGCAAGCUUGCUGUCCUGCCUACCCAAGCCCGCAACGAUGCCCUGACCGCCAUCCAUGCUGCCCUCACCGCUGCCCAAGCCGACAUCUUAGCGGCCAACUCUCGUGACCUGGAGGCUGCUACCCAAGCAGCCCAAAGCGGCGAGCUCAAAGAAAGUUUGAUCAAGCGGCUCGACUUGGGCCGUAAGGGAAAGUAUGAAGACAUGCUGCAGGGCAUUCUCGAUGUGAGAGAUCUAGAGGACCCACUUGGAAAAGUCGAAGUGCGGACGUUGCUUGACGACGGCCUACUCCUCGAACGGAGGUCGUCCCCCAUUGGCGUCUUACUCAUCAUUUUCGAGGCCCGUCCGGAGGUGAUUGCUAACAUUGCUUCGCUGGCCAUAAAGUCCGGCAAUGCUGCCAUCUUGAAGGGUGGAAAGGAGUCGACGGAAUCUUUCAAGGCCAUCUCUACUGUCAUUUCAGAUGCGCUGCAGUCCACAGAAGUGCCAAACGACUGCUUGCAGCUCGUGACCACCCGCGAUGCCAUCAAACCUCUGUUGGAACUCGAUCAAUACAUUGAUCUCGUUAUUCCCAGAGGAAGCAACGAGCUAGUGUCGUCCAUCAAGAAGGGCACGCAAAUCCCAGUUCUGGGACAUGCUGACGGCUUGUGCAGCAUCUACAUUCGUGCAGACUGUCCGUCUGACAUGGCAGCCAAGCUUGUCGUGGACGCCAAGACCAGCUAUCCUGCGGCAUGCAAUAGUGUCGAGACGCUCCUAGUGGAUGAAGAUGCUCUCAACUCCGUUCUUCCCCCCGUCGUCGAGGCGCUAUUGGAAAAGGGUGUCCGCUUGCGUUGUGAUGUAGCAUCUAAAGCCGCGCUUUCUUCUGCGCUUGGCAAACACCAGGCAGCGUUCUUGCAGGAUGCCGAGGAGCAGGACUAUCGGACUGAAUUCCUCGACCUUAUCCUGGCAAUCAAGACGAUUCCGCAGGCAGCUUCUCCGGAGGAGGCGGCAGACGUUGCCAUUGCCCAUAUCAAUGAGCACUCGUCGCACCAUACAGAUGCCAUCUUGACUCAGUCACAAGCCAUCGCUGAACGCUUCCAAGACGGCGUUGAUAGCUCGUCGACCUUCUGGAACACCAGCACCAGAAUGGCCGACGGGCAGCGGUUUGGCUUUGGCACCGAGGUUGGCAUCAGCACCAACAAGAUUCACGCGCGGGGACCGGUGGGAUUGGAAGGCUUGACCAUUUAUCGCUGGCGGAUCAAUGGCAAUGGGCAGGCGUCGGCCGAGUACGGGGCGGGGGGCAAGGCUUGGAAGCACCAGAAGCUGCCGGUGGGCGAGCAGGAAAGAUACGCAGUGACCGACGAGGAGUUCGAGCUCUUGAAGCAGUUCCGUGCGCGGAAGUCGGCGAGCUGAAGGGGCAAGGGGUGAUAGUGGCUGCGGGCUAGAGAUAGGCAAGAAGAGGUUAGACGCGCCAACAGCGGCCCGAGUCAUGGAGCCCGCGUCACUCUAGUGGGUCCGCUAAAUCCACUGGCUGCCGUCCCCGCAGUCUGGUCAAGACCCCAUGACUUUAGGGCGUUUGGGGGAGGGUUUUCUUUACGUGAGGAGGACGGGCUUUUACGUUGCGAUGACAGCUGCUUUGCCCCCAGUGGAUAGCGCAAUUCAUGUGACCUUUGAUGGGCUUCUUC
Aplosporella prunicola CBS 121167 is the source of this 1790-nucleotide messenger RNA. RefSeq lists its product as uncharacterized. NCBI's taxonomy places the organism in Eukaryota, Fungi, Ascomycota, Dothideomycetes, Botryosphaeriales, Aplosporellaceae. The transcript has 3 exons. The record is from RefSeq and is a predicted model, not a curated record. Gene Ontology annotation, molecular function: glutamate-5-semialdehyde dehydrogenase (NADP+) activity. The coding region runs from base 76 to 1518 and encodes 480 amino acids.